Paralichthys olivaceus (Japanese flounder) is the source of this 1156-nucleotide messenger RNA. RefSeq names its product trypsin. NCBI's taxonomy places the organism in Eukaryota, Metazoa, Chordata, Actinopteri, Pleuronectiformes, Paralichthyidae. The record is from RefSeq and is a predicted model, not a curated record. Gene Ontology annotation, biological process: proteolysis. Gene Ontology annotation, molecular function: serine-type endopeptidase activity.
CCAGGAUGGGAGGGGGAGUGCUGAGCAGCUUCUGAAGAGAGAAGUUGAUGCUCAGACUGGGGCAACCAGGAGCGGAGGACACCGGUUGUUUGGCUGCAGGGAUUUGAAUGCUGGUAUGGUGUGUUGCUUCCAGAAACCUCUACAGCGAUGAUGAACCUCAUCAUGUGUUCAUGUGUUGUGCUGCUGGACCUCAUGACAGUCCACAGCCGUGUGCUCAUGCAGGGACGUAUCGUAGGUGGUUCCACUGCUGCGCCAAACUCCAUCAAAUACAUUGUGUCACUGCAGAGCACCAGGGGCCAACACUUCUGUGGUGGAUCAUUGGUUCACAGGUACUGGGUGCUGACAGCAGCACACUGUAACAUCGGGGCAGAACACAUGAUGAUUGUGGCGGGAGACUACAUAGUAAAUAACUUUGAGGGUAAUGAGCAGUAUGCUAAACCCCACAGGCUGGUCACCCACCCCCUCUACAACAGGAGCACUAACAACGCUGACAUCAUGCUCAUUAAGUUGCGGGCCCCCAUGGUGCUGAACAAAUAUGUGUCACUGGUGCCUCUUCCCAGGCAGGGGACGGGUGUAGUUGAAGGCCGGGUGUGUCGGGUGUCUGGGUGGGGCUACAAUAGUCUGGGUGAAGGCCAGGCCCGCUUCACCCUGAGGACGGUCACAGUGCCCAUUAUUUCAACUGCAAGAUGUAACAGCAGUGAGUCCUUUAAUGGCAAUAUCACAGCAAACAUGAUCUGUGCUGGCUACAGGACUGGAGGAAAGGAUGCAUGCAAGGGUGACUCUGGCGGCCCGUUGGUGUGCGGGGGACGUGUCUACGGUGUGGUCUCCUGGGGCAACGGCUGCGGGGAUGCUAAGUUUCCGGGAGUCUACACGGUGGUGUCUAAAUUCCGCCGGUGGAUAGAUAAAACCAUCUAUGGGUCCUACUUCCGCUGCCCCAGAUAUAGAAACGUAUAAAACUAAGAUGAUUCAAGUUUUAUGUGUAUAGCUGGUUCUGUGUGAACGAUGCAGAGCUUCAUGGGAUAGAUCUUUAGAUUUAGUUGUGCAAGAGGCGGAUAUGCUUUCAGUAAUGAUCUGAUUUUUCUGAUAACGUUUUGAAUAAAGGUGAUCCAUCUCAUAUUCUCAGAUUAGCUGUAAACAGUGCAUCUCAGCCAAGAUC